Messenger RNA from Megalopta genalis, 1395 nucleotides. The record is from RefSeq and is a predicted model, not a curated record. NCBI's taxonomy places the organism in Eukaryota, Metazoa, Arthropoda, Insecta, Hymenoptera, Halictidae.
UUCAUAUAGAAAAGCAAGCAUUGCUUACAAUUAUGGCUACAGAAGCAACAAGGCAACAAUCCAUAAAUUAUGGAUGUAUGGUUCUUGGUAAAGACAAGGAAGUUGCACAUUAUGUAGAAAAACCAUCAACAUUCGUUUCAACCUUGAUCAAUUGUGGAGUCUAUCUUGCUUCCCCAGAUAUUUUUCAAACUAUGGCAGAUGCUUUUUAUGCUGGACAAAAUCAAGAAACUUUUACGCAAUUCAAUGGAAACGGUAGAGAUCCGGCUCAUAUAUCUCUUGAACAAGACAUAUUAACUCGAUUAGCUGGAACUGGUCGCUUAUUCGCAUUACCUGUAUUAAGAUGGUGGUCGCAAGUUAAAACAGCUGGUUCCGCGAUAUACGCUAAUCGUCAUUAUUUAGCUCUUUAUAAAGCAAAUCGUUCAAAUCGCCUUGCUUUUACAACAAAUGGACCUUGUCAAAUUAUUGGUGAUGUUUACAUUCAUCCAUCAGCUACAGUUCACCCAUCAGCAGUGCUAGGACCAAACGUAAGCAUAGGUCCAAACGCUAUUAUUGCACCAGGUGUUAGAAUAAGAGAAUCAAUCAUAUUAGCUAAUGCUCACAUUCAAGCACAUUCAGUUGUUCUUCAUAGUAUAGUAGGUAAAAGCAGUUAUGUAGGAGAAUGGGCACGAAUAGAAGGAACACCGUGCGACCCCAAUCCUGAUAAACCAUUCGCAAAAAUGGAGAAUUUGCCUUUGUUUAAUACAAAUGGGAAACUCAAUCCUUCUAUAACAAUUCUCGGCACGAGCGUACGCUUAGCAGCUGAGAAAAUUUUAUUGAAUUCCAUUGUCUUGCCGCACAAAGAGCUUACGAGAAAUUUUAAGAAUGAAAUUAUUCUUUGAACUGUUUGCGGUUAACAUAUUUGUAUCGACUGAAUUAUUUACAAGAUGAUACCUCCGUGCUAUUGCUUGAUGCCAUCGAGUUCUGACAUCAAGUUUUACUUUAUGAUUUUUAAAUUAUUAUUUUAUGCAAUCGUUAAUGAAGCACAAGCGUUUGUUACCUAAUAAGAGUCAGAAAAUAAUGCACAACGUAAAGACUCAUCAAUUAUUUGUACAGAAUAAAUGUUUUGUUGCUUGUAUCUAUGUACUUAUAUUAAAAGGAUUAUUAUAAAUAUUUUUCUCGUAAACAUGGAGAAUUCUUUUAAUAUUGUCCAAAAAAACUUUUGGUUUCUAUACUAUCGAGAUAAUUUAUGGCACAUUUUUAACAUAUUGUAAUAUUAAAAAACAUCUGUAUAUUCGCACAAAUGUGCAUACAGUAGAUAUGACAAAGAGACUGAAAUAUUGACUAUGUUAACUACUGCAAAAGAAAAAAUAUUUAUUUAUAUUUCCAUUGUUAAAUAAAUAUCGUUGAUCCAAAUAA